This is a messenger RNA of Penaeus monodon (black tiger shrimp), 270 nucleotides long. RefSeq names its product cuticle protein AM1159-like. Gene Ontology annotation, molecular function: structural constituent of chitin-based larval cuticle. Lineage: Eukaryota; Metazoa; Arthropoda; Malacostraca; Decapoda; Penaeidae. The record is from RefSeq and is a predicted model, not a curated record. Gene Ontology annotation, cellular component: chitin-based extracellular matrix.
CCUUUUGUUGUAUAUAAGAGCCGCCAGAUCCGUUUCACUCACAGUUAGCCUACAGUCUUCAAACAUGAACUCCCUGGUUCUCGUCGCCCUCGUUGCCGUGGCAGCCGCUGCCCCCCAGCAGCAGCCGCCCGUCGCCAUCCUCCUGGACGAGCGCGUUUCUCCCGAGAACGGCGCUUACUCCUUCCAGUUCCAAGCAGAGAACGGCAUUGUGCAAAGCGAGACUGGAACACCAGGUUCUCAAGGCCAGACGAAUGUGCAAGGAGUUUUCAG